AUUCUAAGUACUCAAUUUGAAAUCCCAUUAUAUAUUUCUCAACUAAGCUUAAGUUAAGAUCAAAUUAAAGUAUUUAUUGUCGCAGUUCUUACCAGAAAAUAUGGCACCCAAGGUACACGGCACCUUGCAAUCACCAGCAACGUUGAGAGUAAUUGCUUGUCUUAAAGAGAAGGAGCUCGAUUACGAACUUAUCCUAGUUAAUAUGAAGGGUGGAGAACACAAAAAAGAACCUUUCCUCCGACUGAAUCCCUUUGGUAAAGUGCCAGUUUUCGAGGAUGGAGAUUUGAAGCUCUUUGAGUCAAGAGCAAUAACCCGAUACAUUGCACACACAUAUGUUGACCAUGGGAGCAAGUUGAUCCCCACAAACUAUAAAGAAAAGGCGAUCAUGUGGGUUUGGAUGGAGGUUGAGGCUCACCAAUUUGAUGUGGUGGCAUCUAAGCUGGUCUUUGAGCUCAUCAUAAAGCCCUUACUCGGCACGGUGACAGACAAUGCUAUUGUGGCACAACACGAGGAGGCGUUGUCCAAGGUUCUUGACGUGUACGAGCAACGCCUUAAGGUGUCAGAAUACAUGGCUGGGGAAUAUUUCACAUUGGUUGAUCUUCACCACACACCUGUCAUAAGUCAACUCAUGGGUACUAAAGCUCAGGUUUUUUUCAAAGCACGUCCACGUGUUGAUGCUUGGGUUGCUAAACUCUUGGCCAGGCCUGCUUGGUUAGAGGUUCAGAAGUUGGUCCUGUCAAACAACACUCCAGCUUCUUCAAACAACACUCCAGCUUCUUCUAUUUCGAGUUUCAUCUCUUCACCGUUUCUUUUGUGUUUUGAGUGUUCCAUCUUUAUCGUAAUUAUUUGUGCCAUGUUGCACUCUGUAUUUGAGCAUGUUUAGUUUUUCAUAUGUGACUUUGUACGAUGGCAUUUUACUAUCUGAAAUAAUGUUGUGGACUUGUAAAAAAUAUCAAUACCAUAUACUUUGAUCUAUGAAUUCCUUGGCUCUACUAU
This is a messenger RNA of Cuscuta europaea, 996 nucleotides long. The record is from the annotation of a GenBank genome assembly. Lineage: Eukaryota; Viridiplantae; Streptophyta; Magnoliopsida; Solanales; Convolvulaceae.